Messenger RNA from Acanthisitta chloris (rifleman), 3810 nucleotides. RefSeq names its product kalirin-like. Gene Ontology annotation, biological process: intracellular signal transduction; axon guidance; protein phosphorylation. Gene Ontology annotation, cellular component: cytoplasm; postsynaptic density. The transcript has 26 exons. The record is from RefSeq and is a predicted model, not a curated record. Bases 1 to 3810 code for a protein of 1269 amino acids. Lineage: Eukaryota; Metazoa; Chordata; Aves; Passeriformes; Acanthisittidae. Gene Ontology annotation, molecular function: ATP binding; protein binding; protein kinase activity.
AUGAGCUCUCAUCUGCAUCGUUUUCUUCCAGAUGCAUAUUCAGUCUCUUCUAAUGACAACGGGGGCAAGUCUGAUUCAGUGGCCAACUUACAACCUCAGCCAUCCCUCAACUCCAUCCAGAGCUCUCCUGGCCCCAAGCGCUCGACCAACACCCUGAAGAAAUGGUUGACUAGUCCUGUGCGCCGGCUGAACAGUGGGAAAACCGAGAGCAACAUCAAGAAACAAAAGAAGGUGCGAGAUGGCAGGAAGAGCUUUGACCUCGGCUCACCAAAGACUGGAGAUGAAACCACUCCUCAAGGAGACAGUGCAGAUGAGAAGAGCAAGAAGGGUUGGGGAGAAGAUGAGCCAGAUGAAGAGUCUCACACACCUCUUCCUCCUCCUAUGAAGAUUUUUGACAAUGAUCCAACCCAAGAUGACAUGUCCUCUUCUUUGCUAGCUGCUCGACAGAGCUCCUCCGAUGUCCCAACUGCUGCGGAUCUUGUCAGUGCAAUAGAAAAGUUGGUCAAAACUAAGCUGACCCUUGAAGGAGGAUCUUACCGAGGAAGCUUAAAAGAUGCCACUGGCUGCUUAAAUGAAGGAAUGACGCCUUCAACUCCCCCACGAAACCUUGAAGAGGAACAAAAAGCCAAAGCAUUGAGAGGCAGGAUGUUUGUCUUAAAUGAGCUGGUACAGACUGAAAAAGACUACGUCAAAGACUUGGGAACUGUUGUGGAGGGUUUCAUGAAGAGGAUAGAAGAAAAAGGAGUUUCUGAAGAUAUGAAAGGGAAAGACAAGAUUGUGUUUGGCAAUAUUCACCAGAUCUAUGACUGGCACAAAGACUUUUUCCUGGCUGAACUGGAAAAAUGUCUUCAAGAACCUGACCGUUUAGCACAGCUUUUUAUUAAGCAUGAGCGGCGAUUGCACAUGUAUGUGGUGUAUUGCCAAAACAAGCCACGAUCUGAGUAUAUAGUAGCUGAGUAUGAAGCAUACUUUGAGGAGGUUCAACAGGAAAUAAGCCAACGACUAACCAUCAGUGACUUCCUGAUCAAACCCAUUCAAAGAAUAACUAAGUAUCAGCUUCUUCUCAAGGACUUCCUGAGGUACAGUGAAAAAGCUGGUCUGGAGUGCUCUGAUAUAGAGAAAGCAGUUGAAUUAAUGUGCCUUGUACCAAAACGUUGCAAUGACAUGAUGAACCUGGGUCGCCUCCAAGGCUUUGAGGGCAAACUGACAGCUCAAGGCAAAUUGCUGCAGCAGGACACCUUCUAUGUGACAGAGCAGGAUUCCGGCGUUCAGUCCCGACCGAAGGAGCGUAGAGUGUUUCUCUUUGAGCAAAUAGUUAUCUUCAGCGAACUCCUUAGGAAAGGUUCUUUAACACCAGGCUACAUGUUCAAGAAAAGCAUAAAGAUGAACUACCUUAUCAUUGAAGAAAAUGUGGACAAUGAUCCCUGCAAAUUUGCUCUAAUGAGCCGGGAAACAUCAGAAAGAGUCAUUUUACAGGCAGCUAAUCCAGAAAUUCAGCAGGCUUGGGUGCAGGACAUCAACCAGGUCCUGGACACGCAAAGAGAUUUCCUAAAUGCUCUGCAGUCUCCCAUAGAGUACCAACGCAAAGAGAGUAGCUCAGCGGUGCUGAGGCCCCAGACUGGUAGGGUCCCUCAGCCCAACAGCAGACCCCAUUCUUCUAUUCCAGUAGGGUCUGAGAAGCCUUUGAAGGCUACAAGCCGUAACCCAUCUCUCCCACCCCUGAAGAUAUCUACCUCCAACGGCAGCACAGGGUAUGAACACUCACAGCCCGGAGACAAGUAUGAACAAAGCAAGACUGAUUUGGGAGGGUGCAAUGGGACCUCUUCCAUGGUGGUGAUUAAAGAUUACUAUGCACUGAAGGAGGAUGAGAUCUGUGUGAAUGAAGGAGAGGUGGUUCAGAUCCUUGCUAUCAACCAGCAGAACAUGUUCCUGGUGUACCAGCCUGCAAAUGACCACUCUCCAGCUGCUGAAGGAUGGAUCCCUGGCAGUAUCUUGGCUCCCCUCACUAAAUCCACUACAGAUAAUAGCGACGGAAGCAUCAAGAAGUCAUGUUCAUGGCAUACCCUGCGCAUGAGAAAGCGGGCGGAAAAGGAGAGCAGUGGCAAAAAUGAAGCCAAUGGGCCACGUAAAUCCAAGGAUAUUCUGGGGAACAAAGUCUCUGUUAAAGAGACAAACAGCUCAGAGGAAUCAGAGUGUGAUGACCUUGACCCCAAUACUAGCAUGGAGAUAAUCAACCCCAAUUUCAUUCAAGAAGUUGCUCCAGAGUUUCUUGUGCCAUUAGUGGACAUCACCUGCCUUCUUGGUGAUACAGUGAUGCUACAGUGCAAAGUCUGUGGACGACCCAAACCAACUAUAACCUGGAAAGGACCAGAUCAAAACAUUCUGGACAAUGACAACAGCACAGCCACUUACACAGUGUCAUCCUGUGACUCUGGGGAGCUCACCUUGAAGAUCUGCAAUCUGAUGCCUCAGGACAGUGGCAUUUACACCUGUGUGGCAACCAAUGAACAUGGAACUGCAUCAACCUCUGCCACCAUCAAAGUUCAAGGUGUCCCAGCUGCCCCAAACCGCCCCAUUGCUCAGGAGAGAAGCUGCACCUCUGUGAUCCUACGCUGGCUACCCCCAUCCAGUACGGGCAAUUGCACCAUUUCAGGCUACACUGUGGAGUACAGGGAAGAAGGCUCACAGGUCUGGCAGCAGUCAGUAGCCUCAACUUUGGACACAUACCUCGUCAUUGAGGACCUGGCCCCAGGCUGCCAGUACCAGUUUCGAGUGAGUGCCAGCAAUCCCUGGGGGAUCAGCUUGCCCAGCGACCCGUCCGAAUUUGUGAGGCUCCCAGAGUAUGACUCUGCUGCCGAUGGUGCCACUAUUUCAUGGAAGGAAAACUUUGACCUGGCUUAUGCAGAGCUGCAUGAGAUUGGGAGGGGUCGAUUCUCCAUAGUAAAGAAAUGUGUUCACAAAGCCACCCGGAAAGAUGUUGCUGUAAAAUUCAUUAGUAAAAAAAUGAAGAAGAAAGAACAGGCAGCGCACGAAGCAGCUUUGUUACAGCACUUACAGCAUCCUCAGUACAUCACUAUCCAUGAUACCUACGAGUCUCCUACUUCUUACAUCUUAGUUUUGGAACUGAUGGAUGACGGUCGUCUCUUAGAUUAUCUGAUGAACCACGAUGAACUUAUGGAGGAAAAGGUGGCAUUCUACAUAAGAGACACAAUGGAAGCCUUGCAGUAUCUUCACAAUUGCAGAGUGGCUCACUUAGACAUAAAGCCAGAAAAUCUGCUCAUUGAUUUAAGAAUCCCAGUACCUCGUGUCAAGAUCAUUGAUUUGGAAGAUGCAGUUCAGAUCACAGGUCAUUACCACGUACACCACCUCCUUGGAAACCCAGAGUUCGCAGCUCCUGAAGUUAUCCAAGGCCUUCCUGUCUCCCUGAGCACAGAUAUCUGGAGCAUUGGGGUCCUCACCUAUGUUAUGUUAAGUGGUGUCUCUCCGUUCCUGGAUGAAAGCAGAGAGGAGACUUGUAUCAAUGUGUGCAGAGUAGAUUUCAGCUUCCCGCACGAGUACUUCUCUGAUGUGAGCCAUGCUGCCAGGGAUUUUAUCAACGUUAUCCUCCAGGAAGACUUCAGGAGAAGGCCAACGGCAGCCACAUGUUUACAGCAUCCGUGGCUGCAACCGCACAAUGGCAGCUAUUCCAAGAUCCCACUGGACACCUCCCGCUUGGCCUCCUUCAUCGAGCGCCGCAGGCACCAGUACGACGUGCACCCAGUCCCCAGUGUCAAGAGUUACCUGCUGAGCAGGCUGAACCCAGGCACGUAA